Messenger RNA from Erigeron canadensis, 2003 nucleotides. RefSeq lists its product as uncharacterized. The transcript is spliced from 9 exons. The record is from RefSeq and is a predicted model, not a curated record. The coding region runs from base 287 to 1837 and encodes 516 amino acids. NCBI's taxonomy places the organism in Eukaryota, Viridiplantae, Streptophyta, Magnoliopsida, Asterales, Asteraceae.
AGCUGAAAUCUUUUUUUUCUUUUUUUCACCCAUUAAAAUCUAACUCCACAGUAUAUAUUUCUUUUUUCUUUUUCUUUUUUUUGUUUAUUUACAGACCGCUUAUAUACUGUCUGAUUUCUUCUGCUUAUCAUCCCUUCAUUACACCACUGUUUAUUUCCAAUCCGUAUCCACAUCCAAUCCAAUUAUUAUAAUAAUAUAGUAAUAAAUACUAAUUAUAAUAAUAAUAAUAAUCAUUAUUUGAUUGAUUAUUUUGUUUUCUCUGAGAAAAAUAAAGAGAAAGAAAGAGAUGGGAGUAUGUGGAUCGAAAGUAAAAGGAUGUGUGCCUGUUGGAUUACAUCAUCAUCAUCAUCAUCAUAAAAAACAUAAAGAUAAUAUUAAUAAUAAUAAUAAUAGUGAAAUUGCACCUAAAAUUAAUAAUAAUAAUAAUAAUGUUAGAAAAAAAAGAAGGAGACGAAUUGGUAGGAAAUCGAGUAAUAAAGGUGAUAGUAAUGUAAAUAAGUAUGCAGGUAACCGGAAUAAUAAAGUCGAUCCCGCUGCGAUUUCUUCGAAUUCGUUGGAUCGUCGGUCGUAUCGUAAUCCUACAUUUCUUCAUGGAAAUUCAGAUACUUGGUAUGAUACUCCAGAUGGGACCGAUUCUGAUGGUGAUGAAGAUUUCUACAGCACUCAAGAUGAUAUUAUAUCUCAAAACGGCUCUGUUAGUUCAUCAGUAACUCCAAGAUUUUCUGAUCAUGUCAACGGUGCUCCCUUUUACUCCGCCUCUAAUUCACUAAUAAAACCAAGUGAAGCACCGCCAUCUUCCGUUGAUGGAACAUCUACUGUAUACGGCAAUGGGACACACAGUCUUGGAGUUCUACAAAAUAAUUGUCUUCCGUGUCUUACAUGCACCACCUCCACAGAUGUAAAGAGUAAAUCGCCGUGCUCAAGCCCUCCAAGUGCGAAGAAGAAAGUUACUUCUAUGCUUUCCUUUAAAUGGAGGGAAAGCCAGUCCAAUCUUUCAAUGUUCUCUCCCAAAGCUGUGCUUCAAAGACCAAUAGCGGGCUCUCAAGUUCCUUGCUGUCCUAUUGACAAAAAAAUGUCUGAUUGCUGGUCACCACUUGAGCCAAGUACUUUUAAAGUCCGGGGACAUAAUUAUAUGAGAGAUAAAAAGAAAGAGAACGCUUCAAAUCUUGCUGCUUUCUACCCUAUUGGCAUGGAUGUAUUCUUAUCUCCACGCAAAAUUGAUCAUAUUGCACGUCUUCUUGAACUUCCAACUGUUGAAACAUCGGGAAAAGUCCCCUCUUUACUUAUUGUAAAUCUUCAGAUACCACUCUACCCCCCUGCACUAUUUCAAUCUGAAUACGAUGGAGAAGGAAUGAGCUUCGUUUUUUACUUCAAGCUCUCCGAAAAUUAUGAGGAUCUUCCACUCCAUUUUCAAGAAAAUAUCAGGAAAAUGAUUGAUGAUGAGGUGGAACGGGUUAAAGGUUUUCCUGUCGAUUCAAUUGCACCGUGCAGGGAAAGAUUAAAGAUCUUGGGGCGAGUGACCAACUUAGAGGAUCUUCAAUUAAGUACAACGGAAAAGAAGCUGAUGAAUGCUUACAACGAAAAGCCUGUCCUUUCUCGUCCCCAACAUGAAUUCUAUCUGGGCGAAAAUUACUUUGAGAUCGAUUUGGACAUGCACAGAUUUAGUUACAUCUCUAGAAAAGGUUUUGGAGCAUUUCAAGAUCGGUUGAAGAAUUGUACCCUCGAUUUUGGCCUCACCAUCCAGGGCACCAAGGCUGAAGAAUUGCCAGAAUGCAUUUUAUGCUGCAUCCAUUUGAAAGAAAUUAAUUACAAUAAUUACAACCUCCUUGGACAUUGAACCGGAUUACAUUUUGGCCCAUAAAAGCUCAAGAGGGCCAUGGAUUAUUUUAUUUGCUACAUGAGUAUAUUAUAAUAAAAUUGGUAUAGAGAAUUAUGUACAACUUCUAAGUUAGAUUUUAGAAUGCAGCUGAUCGGAAUAAUGUUCAAGUUUUCUUUUUGAUCUA